Indicator indicator is the source of this 2030-nucleotide messenger RNA. RefSeq names its product synaptosome associated protein 23 (gene SNAP23). The record is from RefSeq and is a predicted model, not a curated record. The transcript has 8 exons. Gene Ontology annotation, molecular function: syntaxin-1 binding; SNAP receptor activity. Gene Ontology annotation, biological process: synaptic vesicle priming; synaptic vesicle fusion to presynaptic active zone membrane; exocytosis. Gene Ontology annotation, cellular component: synaptobrevin 2-SNAP-25-syntaxin-1a-complexin I complex; plasma membrane. The coding region runs from base 83 to 712 and encodes 209 amino acids. NCBI's taxonomy places the organism in Eukaryota, Metazoa, Chordata, Aves, Piciformes, Indicatoridae.
UGGGCGGUGGUCGGGUGUGAGGCAGCGUUGUCGGGAGAAGAUUCUUUUUAACGUGAUUACUUAGAAGUAAUAAUUCCUCAUCAUGGAUGAUUUAUCGCCUGAAGAAAUUCAGCUGAGGGCCAACCAGGUCACUGAUGAGUCUUUGGAGAGCACAAGGAGGAUUCUUGGCAUGGCUGUGGAGGCCCAGGAUGUUGGCAUCAAAACUAUCACUAUGCUGGAUGAACAGGGAGAACAACUAAAUCGCAUAGAAGAAGGCAUGGACCAGAUAAAUAAGGAUAUGAGAGAAGCUGAGAAGACAUUGACAGAGCUCAACAAAUGUUGUGGUCUCUGUGUUUGUCCUUGUAACAGGACGAAGAACUUUGAGGCUAGCAAGGCAUACAGAACAACCUGGGGAGACGGAACAGAGAACUCAUCAGAUCAGGUGAUAUCGAUGCAGCCGAGAAGAAUCAAUCAGCAGCAGCCUCAGACUUCUAGAGGACCAAGUGGUGGAUACAUUACAAGGAUAACAAAUGAUGCCAGAGAAGAUGAAAUGGAUGAAAACCUUGCUCAAGUGGGAAACAUUCUUGGGAAUUUGAAAACCAUGGCUUUGGAUAUGGGCAACGAGAUUGAUGCCCAGAAUAAACAAAUAGACCGGAUAAAUGUAAAGGCUGAUACAAACAGGGAACGCAUUGAGCAAGCCAACAUCAGAGCCAAGAAACUAAUUGACAACUGAAGCCUGCUGUCAUUGUUCGAUGACACUGUCUCUCCAGCUGCAAGCCACCAUGUUCGUGGAUCUGUGAAACUUCUCCUAUUCUGAAAUAAGAGGGGCUGGGAAAAAUGAAGCAGUACCCUUUGUAUAGGGACUAAUUUUCCUUUAUUUUUUUCAUUGCUUCACGUAAGCAUGGCCUUGACUUCAAAAAAGCAGCCAAUAUAGCUUCCUCCUACCCAUCUGCCUUCACUUCCUUUAAACUGCUCAGGGCUACAAGUAUUACAGCUUUGAGAAUCUUCCUGCAUGUUUUAUUUCCCCCUCCCAGUCUUUUUUUUUUGUUUUCUGCACCCAAAAUACAGUGCUUUUACUGAAGUUGAACAAGCAGGGUAACCUGAACUCACAGUUGUGGAAAGUUGGAGAGGGCACUUUGCACUGUUUGAAAUACCUCAUAAAUUGAGUGUCUUCACUAAAAUAGGGACUUGGUGAGUAUUGUCUGACUUGUAUCUCUAUCAGGCUUAACCACAGUUUUCCAGUCCAAACCUCAUGAUUGGUUGGGGGGUGAGUUUGUGAAUUACAGAAUUGAACAGGCCCACUACUUAGUACUUGUGGGUUGAGGGCUUUAAAACACUUCCUAACCACAUGAAACUAAAUGUAAAGGUAACUGGAGGGAUAUACAGGUUUUGGCACUGUGAAUUGACGUUGGUUUGGAGGCCACAACUAGGAAAUUAUGCUGUGUUCUGGUAUUUGUUAUGUGUAUGUAUACCUGAUUUAAACCCCAUGCACAUGUGAGUAGAAGAAAAUAAAACUAUCUGCCUAAAGUAUUUAUUUGAUGGAAAAUGUUAUGCCCCUCAUUUUGAAGUUAAUGCUGAAGUGUUUGCACAUAAACUGGAAGAAACUGAGAAGCAAACCAUGCAGUUUUUCUUGCAUCCCAUGUCAGAUUCUAUUUGGGCCAGUUUUUACUGGAAUUGGGCUUAUGCCUUUUUCCAGUGUGAAACAAUGACAGAUCUGGUAGAGAGUUUGCUCUCUGCAGUGACUUUGGGAGAGCUUCUUAAACCUUCUGAUAGCAGAAGUUCGUUAUGAAACUUUAGUCACAAGUCUGGAAGAAGCAGUACCUGCUAAGAACUAUGCUAGUUCCUGACUGGUUUAUUAUUGCAGGUUUUGGGACUGGCAGUCGGAAAUAUUACGCGUUCAAGUUCCUUGAAAAUGAAAAUUUCCUGUUGUGUUGCAGAAUAGAGGAGUUUCUGACCAGGUGAGGUAAAGCUCACUUCAUGGGAAGAAUAUUGUCGUUUUACUGUAAUAUGAUCAGAUUUAGUCCCAGGAUUUUCCUGAUUUUUUUUUUUUU